AUGACGAACUUUACCAUCAAAAUCAUCUCCGACAAUGUCUGUCCCUUUUGCUUCUUGGGCAAAGCACGCCUAGAUCGAGCCAUCUCUGCGUACCGCAAUGCCACUCCAAAAGGCGAAACCGACACUUUUACCAUCUCCUGGCAUGCCUUCUACCUCGAGCCUCACGCAUCCUUUGAAUCGGUACCGGUGCGAGAACACGUCGCACAGAAGUUUGGAAGCUUCAGUCGGGUCGACGCAAUCCACGAACGGCUGGCGCAGACGGGCGCCGAGAACGGCUUGAACUUUACGUUUCAAGGUCGGAUCGGCAAUACUAGAGAUUCUCACCGGCUUGUUCAACUGGGCAGGACAAAGGGCAAUGAAAUGGAGAAUAAGGUGGUGAAUGAGAUCAUGAAAGUAUUCUUUGAAGAAGGCGGCGAUAUCACUAGCAUGGACGACCUCAUCAAGGCCGCCGAGAGAGGAGGGCUAGAUCCCACGGAGGCAAAGGAAUGGCUCCUUGGCGACAAUGGGAGGAGAGAAGUGGAGGAAGAGGUCAACGAAGCAACGAGAAUGGGUGUCACAGCUGUACCGACAUUCAUAAUUAAUGAUAAAUACCGGGUAGAGGGAGCACAAGGCGUGGACGAAUUCGUCAAGCAAUUUGCUCGCGCCAAAGCUGCAGAAUGUUAG
Messenger RNA from Trichoderma aggressivum f. europaeum, 663 nucleotides. RefSeq lists its product as uncharacterized. The coding region runs from base 1 to 663 and encodes 220 amino acids. The record is from RefSeq and is a predicted model, not a curated record. The transcript has a single exon. Gene Ontology annotation, molecular function: oxidoreductase activity. Lineage: Eukaryota; Fungi; Ascomycota; Sordariomycetes; Hypocreales; Hypocreaceae.